Molecule: messenger RNA, 3285 nt
Organism: Linum trigynum
Lineage: Eukaryota; Viridiplantae; Streptophyta; Magnoliopsida; Malpighiales; Linaceae
Source: the annotation of a GenBank genome assembly
CGAAAUGCCGUUUCUUCAUUGCAUCCAAACUCCAAAGACAGAGACGUACGGGAAAAGCGCUUUUCUUAAUCUCUAUGCUAUCAGUAUCAGCAGAUCAGAAGCGACGCAGCAGCGUAACAUUGGCUGCCAGACAUAGAAAAUCAGGGCUCAACAGCUCUCGAUUCUCUCUACUCUGAUUGAACUCAACUGAGUAACCCACCACUCACUCCCUCCCCGUACCUGCUUCUGGUUGUUCUCUUCGUCCCCGUUCGCCGCCGGUUCUCGUUGCCCAGGUUAGUGGCUCGCCGUUUGGAUUUUCCCUUCCGACUGGGGCUUUUGGGUUUUAAUUUUGGUUUCCAUUUCUCUCCCUUUCAGGGGGGUCGUUGGUUAGGGGUUUUGUAGUCAUGGGCUCGGUCGCCGGCAGUAAAUGGGACGACGACGACGGCGAGUAUUCCGUAAUCGGGGAUAAAGGCGAAAUUGGGUUCAUCGAUUAUCAGGAAGAAAAAUCCGUCUGCAAUUACGAUCCAACGGGGGAUGGUCCCGUCGCGAUCUCCUUCCCAUUCCGCGUGCAGGACGGGAAGCCGCAGUCGGUUUCGGUGGGAGAAACGGCCGCCGCUCCCAUCACCAUUAGGAACUCCACUGACGAAGCCGUCGAGCUGUGGGCCAAAAUCUACGCCUCUACUCCGGUGGAUUCCUUCCAGCUCUCCUUGAUGAAGCCGCCUCCCUCCACCGGAAAUGCUGCUGCCGGCGGUUUCCUCGGGUGUUUUGCUCUCGAGGAUAGAAUGAUCCAGCCCGGCGAGACGUUGACCUUGUGGCUGUCCUGCAAGCCACAGGAGAUCGGAAUGUACACUUCCGUCGUCCAUUUCGACGUGUUGGGUGACAGGAUUGAGAGGGUGGGGUUCAUCCUGGCGGAGGAUAAGAUAUCCCAGUCCUUGGCUUCCAGGAAGCCAUACUCGAGAACCGUGAAGAAGAAUCACUAUGCCGUUACUGAAUUCGUUAAGGGCACGAAUCCUAGGAGGGCGCCGGGCAGACCGGUGAAGAAGAGGCUUCCUAGGUAUGACAUUCCAAAGGAGACGAGAGAAAAGAUUGAGAACAAGGAGAUACCUGAAGAGAUUACAUCAGGUCUAAGUAGAGAGAACUAUGCUGAGUACUUCAAGACUCUGUUGAUCAUGGAAGAAAUACAGUUGGAGGAGGAUAUGAGGGCUUACGAUAUGGAGCGGGUUGUAAUGAAGAAAAGAGGGAACUUUCUUUCGCUCAUGGUGCCAGGGCUUGCUGAGAGAAGGCCUUCUCUCGUCCAUGGAGAUUAUAUAUUUGCAAAUCCUGCGAAGUCGGAUGAUUCUAUUGUCCCUUAUCAGGGAUUUGUUCACCGUGUUCAGGCUGAUGAAGUGUAUUUACAGUUCAACACAGAGUUUCACUUGAGCCACAUGAACGGGAAUCUGUAUGAUGUGCACUUCACUUAUAACAGAGUCAAUAUGAGGAGACAGUACCAAGCCAUUGAUUCAGCUCGAGAUUUGGAUACCGAGAUCCUAUUCCCAUCUGAGGCCCAUGAACAUAGGCUUAUUCAACCGAAGUCUCUGAUUCCGAUAGCAAAAAAUAUCAACGAAGAGCAGAAGUCUUCGAUAGAGAUGAUUCUCGGGUGUACAGGAGGUCCUCCAUACGUCAUAUAUGGUCCACCAGGUACAGGCAAAACCAUGACCUUAGUGGAAGCGAUACUUCAGCUUUAUAGGAACAGGAGGAAUGCUCGGAUUCUUGUGUGUGCGCCCUCAAACAGUGCAGCAGACCAUUUGCUGGAUAAGCUUCUCUCCGAGGAGGAUGUCAGUGUUCGUGAGAACGAGAUAUUUCGGCUGAAUGCAACUGCCCGUUCGUUUGAGGAGGUUAAACAAGAUCACAUACGGUUUUGUUUUUUUGAUGACAACGUCUUCAAGUGUCCUCCAUUCAGUGCCCUCUCUCGCUACAGGAUCAUCAUAUCGACAUAUAUGAGUGCUAGUCUUCUUUACUCUGAAGGGAUUGAUCGAGGUCAUUUCUCCCACAUUUUCUUGGACGAGGCGGGGCAGGCUUCAGAACCAGAGAGCAUGAUUCCAAUAUCCAACCUUUGCCAGAGGAAUACGGUUGUUGUUCUUGCUGGAGAUCCAAUGCAAUUGGGUCCGGUGAUACUCUCCAGAGAUGCCGAAUCAUUUGGACUUGCCAAGUCAUACUUGGAGAGGCUUUUCGAAUGUGAAUCUUAUCUGGAAGGAGAUGAAAACUACGUGACAAAGCUUGUUAGGAACUACCGCUGCCAUCCAGAAAUUCUGUAUCUGCCUUCAAAGCUAUUCUACAGUGGAGAGUUGGUGGCUUGCAAAGAUUCUACUGAAAGUUCAACUUCUUUGCUAAAACUGUUGAAUUUUAUACCGGGCAAUGACUUUCCUACAAUCUUCUUUGGUAUCCAAGGGCUUGAUGAAAGGGAAGGAAGUAACCCGUCAUGGUUUAACCGAAUUGAAGCAAGCAAGGUAGUUGAGGUGAUCAAGAAGCUGACGACUUGUGGAGAUCUGAGUGAGGUUGAUAUUGGAGUGAUUACUCCUUACAGGCAGCAAGUUCUGAAGAUAAAGAAGGUCCUGGAUGACUUGGAUAUGGCAGAUGUUAAGGUUGGAAGCGUUGAACAGUUUCAGGGGCAGGAAAAGCAAGUCAUUAUAGUGUCUACUGUUCGGUCGACGAUUGUGCACAAUGACUUUGACAAGGUCCACUAUUUGGGAUUCUUGAGCAAUCCAAGGAGGUUCAAUGUGGCAAUAACCCGUGCUAUAUCUUUACUUAUCCUUAUUGGAAACCCACAUAUCAUCAGCAAGGAUGAGUACUGGAAUAUGCUAUUAUGGCGCUGCUCAGACCAUGAGUCCUACAAAGGUUGUGCCCUUCCAGAAAGGCAGGAUUUCAGUGAUGGAUAUGGAGUGCAGGAGAAUGGUGGUGACUAUGGCGAAGGAAAUAACCAUCUGGCCUCAGGAGAAGAAGGCGAAUGGGGUCAAGAUUCGUCAUUCCAGGCUAAUACUCGAGCAGCGGAUGUAGGUGCAUGGGUUCAAGACUCGUGUCAGGCCAAUGCUCAAGUUCCUGGGACAGACGAAGCUGAAUGGUCUGAUGGUUGGAAGUAAUCCAGUAAUACUGGGUUCUAACCUAUGUACUUAGGACAGUAAUCUAUAUCUAGUUCUAUUCAGAACCCGUGUUAACCCCCCAUUCCCCCAGUAAGUCUAUACUCAUUAUCACCCUACAACCGAGAAUCAAGCUGGCUAGGAAGUUUGUAUUGUCAUUCACAUGGGAAAACACUAAAACUUGUGGAAUUUA